Molecule: messenger RNA, 501 nt
Organism: Plenodomus lingam JN3
Lineage: Eukaryota; Fungi; Ascomycota; Dothideomycetes; Pleosporales; Leptosphaeriaceae
Source: RefSeq, a predicted model, not a curated record
AUGCCCGUCGACUUUUCAGGCUCAAGAGCCUGGGGGUACAUACCCAACGGCACCAACAAAAACUAUGCAAAAUUCCAAUUGCAUGUCCUUGCCAAACUAGACAGUACCGUGGUACACAGGUACUACACUUCUUACUUUCAACCACAACUCUUCAUAGCACUCCUACUCCCCUCCCUGUACUCCUCCCCAUACCACCUACCCAAAAACCCCGACUCAUUCACUAACAGGAUCCUGGCAGACACAUGGAGGCAAUGCCGCUGCGGCACCAACGACGGCGGCGAUUGCCAACUACCAGCCUGCUGGGCCUAUUCAGACAACAAAGUCUUCUUCAACAAGCCCAAGCCCUGGAACCAGGAGGCUCAUACGACUUGGAAAAACGGUGCCGAGAAUAGAUGCGUGGCGUACUUUUCCAAGGGGGGAAACCAGUUUAGGGGCUUUGGAGGUGUAGAGUAUGAAGUUCAAUGUCGGAAGUUUUGCACUUCCAUGGCGAUAUCUGAUUGA